AGGUCCCAAGAAAACAAGCUCACCUGGAGUGAUAAAGACCAGCAUCUUGUAGAACUGAUGAUGCUCAUUCAGGUAACAAGCUAGCUGGCAAUCAAGGCAGAAGAUUAUGGGUUCCACUCUGAAAAGGAAUAAUGUUGGUCAGCCAGCAACAACAGUCUCACCAAGUGCUUCACCUCAGCGAGUGAUUGAGCUUGCCCAAAGCAUUUCGUCUCAGGGAAGAAACAAGUUUGCCCAAAAUUCCUCACCCCAGCGAGGCAGCAUACUUGCCCAAGACCCCUUACUCCAACGAGGACGAGAGCUUCCCCAACACCCUUCACCUCAGCUAAGGAAGGAGCAACCCUUGUCCCGGCAAAGAAGUGAGGUGUCCCAAAGUCCUUCACCUCGACGUGGGAGCAAGGUCUCCCGAAGUCCUUCACCACAACGUAGGAGCAAGGUCUCCCAAAGUCCUUCACCUCAAUGCAGGAGCGACAUCACCCACAGUCCUUCGCCCCGGCAUGGGAGCGAGAUGCCACAAAGCACCUCACCUCAGCGAGGAACCGCGUUCUCCAGAGGCACCUCACCUCAGCGAGGGGCAGAGCUCAGUCAAAGCACCUCACCCCAAAGAGUAGUAGAACUAAGAACUGGAAAAUGCAUGGUUCAGCCAGGAAAGCUAUCAGUAACGGCUAGCCAUUUACUGGUAGCCGUGCAGCAGGGCCUUAACGCACAGAGGGCAGCGCCACACCAGACACCUAGCCCUCUGCCAGAAACUAAACUGAACCAAGGAACCCCCACCCAAUAUGGCACGUACACUCAUAGACCUUCUGUCCAGCAAAAGAGUGAAUCUCUGCAGACAGAUUUAACCCCUUGCUCACCAAUGCUAGGGACCAAAUCAGUCCACAAGGGUCCCCCUCAGCCUGAUGCUAAUUUGGCUACCGAUGACUCACUUCAGCCACAGAUCAAACGCGCUCGCAGAACCAUACUCCACCCAAAGGAUGAAUCUACCCAAACUGAACCCAUCUACCCAGUCUCCUUUCCCAUCAGGACUGAAACAACCCGCAAAGCCUCCAUCCCCACGCAGACUGAAUUGAUGUCCAGAGCCCUACUACUUCCCAAACAGAUUGAAUUGACCCGGAGGGGCUUGCUUAAGCCAGAGGCCGAAACAACCCACAGGGGCUCCUUCUCCAAACUAACUGAGCCAAUCCACACUGGUUCACUACCUCUAGAGAAAGCAUCAACCUGCAGGCCCUCCCACCGCCCAGGAAGUGAGCCAAGCCACAGGUAUGCAGUCCACCAAGCCACAGGCUUGACACAAAGGGGAUCACCUCCUCUAGAAACUGAAUCAAUCUACAGGGUUUCCGUGCCCACACAGACUGAAUCGACCCACAGGGCCUCCCUUUAUCCAGAGUCCAGGUCAAAUUAUACAACCUUACAACAGCCAGAGAUCAAAUUAGUUCACAGGGCCUUAAACUAUCCAGAAAGUGAAUCAUACUACAGGUGUGCACUACACCAAGCAGCAGAACUAGCUGACAGGGGUUCCCUCCCUCCAGAGACUACUUCAACCCGCUGGGUCUCCACCCCAGCACAGACUGAAUCAAACCCGAGGGCCUCCAGCCCUACACAGACUGAAGCAACCCACAGAGGUUCACUCUCCCCAGAGCAUGCAUCAAAAUAUUGGGGAUCACUCCCUCAGGAAAUCAGAUCAGCUCACAGGCCCUCGCACCAUCCAGAGAGUGAACCCAGCUACAGGUGCAUACUCCACAAAGCAACAGAGCCAACCCACAGGAGCUCCCUCCCCGCAGAGGCAGAAUCAAGCGUGAGGAGCUCCCUCUGCCUGGAGACUGCAUACGCUGGUAGUACUCUACCUGCCUCCAAGGAUGAGUCAUCCCAGACUGAACCCUCCUCUGGACCCUUACUCCACUCAGGGACAGGCUUCACCCAGAGGGUCUCGCUCCAGCCUAAAAGUGAAUCCACCUGCAGAAACUCAGCUCUGUCACAGACUGAAUUUGUCCCCAAGGACUUAUCUCCUAGGGCCCUACCCAAGUUUGGACCUGAUUCAGCCUGGUGGUCCUUACUACAGCCAGACACCAGAGGGCCUAAGAGCCAGGUUCCUCUAUGUCAGGUGUUUUCAGAUGCAGGGGGCCAGUCAGCUGCAACUGGAGCUUUGCGCAUGCAGAGAGAUGUGGUCUCAGAUUCUGUGUGCAGUGACACAGGUAGUUCAAGCAAAGACGUGGCCUUGCCAGUAUUGGAUGACAAACUACUCGCUGCUGCCCCACUACAUAAGGAUAAGCCAGAGUGUGCUGGACCCAGUUAUGAAGCAGCUGACAUGAUCGAGCUAGCCAGGGAGAGAACAGUUACUGGGCAUAGCAGUUUUUUUGUGGGUAUGUUUAAGCCACCUUGGCUGGAUGAAUUUACUGGGGACUUUUUACACACACAUGAUGGGCAACUGGUGCCUCCUGAAUCUGGGGAGGCGCAAGAUCACUGGCCAAGAGGUGCCUCAGACUACCCUGAGCCACACAGCUCUCUCUACCUUUGA
Molecule: messenger RNA, 2512 nt
Organism: Alligator mississippiensis (American alligator)
Lineage: Eukaryota; Metazoa; Chordata; Crocodylia; Alligatoridae
Product: mucin-2
Exons: 2
Coding region: 107-2512 (801 amino acids)
Source: RefSeq, a predicted model, not a curated record